Molecule: messenger RNA, 969 nt
Organism: Carassius carassius (crucian carp)
Lineage: Eukaryota; Metazoa; Chordata; Actinopteri; Cypriniformes; Cyprinidae
Gene: tmem47
Product: transmembrane protein 47
Exons: 3
Coding region: 211-765 (184 amino acids)
Biological process (GO): cell-cell adhesion
Cellular component (GO): cell-cell junction; membrane
Source: RefSeq, a predicted model, not a curated record
AGAUAUUUUUUUUUAUAAUGUGCAGUGCAGUCGCGUUCUCAGGAGCGCGAGGGCUGCUGCUACAGCGUCCCUCUCGCGCAGCUGCUCCGCAUUCUUCAAAACACUGAUCGCGAAUACGGAUCCAAAACAUUGUCUGGGAUCACCGUUCGUGGCUUUCUCCGCGACGCAACGCAACAUCGCUCCUCCUCAUCACCAGCGCAUCCAGCCGACAUGGCCUCAUCCGUGAGCGGAGCGGAGGAAGUGCGCGUGUCGGCGUUGACGCCCCUGAAGUUGGUGGGUCUGGUGUGUAUUUUCCUCGCGCUGUGCCUGGAUGUCGGGGCCGUUCUGAGUCCGGCUUGGGUCACCGCGGAUGACCAGUACCACCUGUCCCUAUGGGAGUCGUGUAGGAAGCACGCUGCCUCCGUGGACUGGCUGUGCGACAGCACUCUGGGGCAGAAAGGGACCGACUGGCAGAUCGCCACAUUGGCUUUGCUGUUGGGUGGAGCGUUCCUUAUCCUCCUUUCCUUCCUGGUGGCACUGGUGUCUGUCUGCAUUCGCUCCAGGAGACGCUUCUACCGACCGGUCGCUGUUAUGCUCUUUGCCGCAGUGGUCCUACAGGCCUGCUGUUUGGUGCUAUAUCCCAUCAAGUUCAUCGAGACCAUCAGUUUGAGAAUAUACCACGAGUUUAACUGGGGCUACGGUCUGGCCUGGGGGGCCACCAUCUUCUCCUUUGGAGGAGCGAUUCUCUACUGCCUAAACCCCAAGAACUACGAAGAUUACUACUAAACAUGCUACAACAACCACAAUGCACUUCAAUGUCCUCUUCACUGUUGUGAUAGCAGCUCAUGCACUGAACGUUUGUUCGGAACUGUCCCUUGACUUUGCAAACACACACAAAGACCCUUAAAAUGCAGGGCAAUGCCGAGCUGUUAGAUGCAUAGAUUUUAUUUAUUUUUCCCUCAGAUUACUCUAUCACGCAAUUAAACCCCA